Messenger RNA from Cicer arietinum (chickpea), 1755 nucleotides. Its product is annotated as beta-glucosidase 47. Gene Ontology annotation, molecular function: beta-glucosidase activity. Gene Ontology annotation, biological process: carbohydrate metabolic process. Lineage: Eukaryota; Viridiplantae; Streptophyta; Magnoliopsida; Fabales; Fabaceae. The record is from RefSeq and is a predicted model, not a curated record.
UGUCUUACUCACACUCACUCACACACAACAUGGAGCUUCUACUCCCACUCCUCAAUAUUGCCCUCUUUGUACUUUUUUUUCUCUUCUCAAAUUUCAUGGGAUCAUGUGCUUUUGUGUCCCUAGAACAUAAUAUUACUUCAUCCUCGUUUCCACUCAACUUCCUCUUUGGAACUGCAUCUUCUUCCUAUCAGUUUGAAGGAGCAUUCUCGAGUGAUGGCAAGGGACUAAGUAACUGGGAUGUGUUCACUCAUAAGCCAGGAACCAUAAUAGAUGGAACUAAUGGGGAUGUUGCUGUUGAUCAUUACCAUCGUUAUAAGGAAGACGUGGACCUAAUGGAAUAUAUUGGAGUCAACAGCUAUCGUUUUUCAUUAUCAUGGGCUAGAAUUUUACCAAAAGGAAGAUUUGGCCAUUUGAACAGGGCUGGCAUCGAUUACUAUAACCGGUUAAUUGAUGCACUUCUCAAUAGAGGAAUAGAACCUUUUGUUACAAUAACACAUUAUGACAUUCCUCAAGCACUUGAGGAUAGAUAUGGAGGUUGGCUUAGUCCUAAAAUUCAGGAGGAAUUUAGGUAUUAUGCAGACAUAUGCUUCAAGUACUUUGGAGACAGAGUGAAACAUUGGGUGACAUUUAAUGAACCCAAUGUUGCUGUUAUUUGUGGUUAUAGAACAGGUGUAUAUCCACCAUCUCAUUGCUCAGGUUCAUUUGGCAAUUGCAGCUAUGGAGAUUCAGAGAGAGAACCUUUCAUUGCUGCCUCUAACCUCAUCUUAUCCCAUGUGUCUGCUGUUGAUGUGUACAGAAACAAGUAUCAAAAAAAUCAGGGAGGAAAAAUUGGAAUUGUUAUGAAUGCUGUAUGGUAUGAACCAUUUAGCAACUCAUCAGAAGACAAGUUAGCUGCUGAGAGAGCUCAAUCAUUUAACAUGAACUGGUUUUUGGACCCAAUUAUACUAGGAAAGUAUCCAAAAGAAAUGCAUGAUAUAUUAGGACCUGAUCUAUUACCAUUUUCCAAAUAUGAUUUGGAAAAACUUAAGAGUGGAUUAGAUUUCGUUGGAAUAAAUCACUAUACAAGUUAUUAUGUAAAAGACUGCAUAUUCUCUACAUGUGAACAAGGAAAAGGGUCUUCAAAGACAGAGGGAUUUGCUCUAACAUCUCCACAAAUGAAUGGCCUCAACAUUGGAGAACCGACUGCACUUGCAUGGUUGUAUGUUCACCCACAAGGAAUGGAAAAAAUAGUGACUUACAUAAAAGACAGAUACAACAACAUACCAAUGUUCAUCACUGAAAAUGGAUUUGGGAUGACUGAGAAUUCCUACCCAACAAGUAAAGAUGUAUUGAACGAUGUCAAAAGAGUGGAAUAUUUGAGUGGAUACUUGGAUUCUCUAGCAACAGCAAUAAGGAAAGGAGCAGAUGUGAGGGGGUACUUUCUGUGGUCCCUUCUAGAUAACUUUGAGUGGAAUCAUGGAUACAGUAUAAGGUUUGGACUUCAUCAUGUGGACUUUGAAACACUUAAUAGAACACCAAGGGUGUCUGCAUUUUGGUACAAAAACUUCAUUGUAGAACAUAAGGCUCGGACAGGCAUUAGCCUUUGACAUACUCAACAGAGAUGAACAUUUCAAAUAUAAUUUUACACGAGCUAAGGAAAUGUGAGAAAAUCAAUACUCAAUAAAUUUUGAUGCCAUGUCCAUAUUGUAUAAGUGUCCACUAUGUGUAUUUUAUAACUAUAAUUAUUGAAAUUACUAAAAAUUCUCUUGCAAUAAA